AUUCGCGAUGUCCGAAGCCUUCGAUUUCGUGAGAGGAUCUCUCGUUACUCCGGUUGGUGACAAGCGGACCGGUUUCGACCUCUGUUACGCUUACCCGGAGGUUGAUACAGCCGACAAGUCGGACUCGGUCGUUUCGACAAUCCCUUCGACAAAUCCGCGAAAAUCUUGCGACGUUAAAUCGUUGAUCGAAGACGGUUUGUACGCCGAUUCGGCCGAACCGUUGACAAAAACCGUAGUGAAACCUUAUCAAUUGAACCAGUCGGACAUCAAUAAGUCACGACAAGAGAAGUACAGUAGAAAUCUCGAAAUAGCCAUUCGAGAGGUGAAGAUCCAUCCGAAUCAAACGGCGGCAUCCGGAAGUUUGAAUUCGACGAUCAAAGUUGAUUACGUUGCUUUACUGUACAAGAAAAAGAUAAUCUGCAAAAUUUCGAAACCUUUCAAUAAACAGCUGUACAAGUUACUUUUCAGCGAUCCACCUGAUUCAGCAAAUCUCUCGAUACAAGUUCAGGCACACGAUGGUAGCUCGAGUGUUUUGCCUCUUCCGCUGCCAAGGCACACGGUUAAAAAUAGUAGAAUUGAAAUUGACUUUUCCAUUAGCACCGUCGACGGAGUCGUUCAUUCGGGUACGGUGACGUGCACGUUUUCACUAAUGGUUAGCAGACAAACCGAAUCAUCAAUGAUGAAUCCACCCAGCUUCUACGCGCCCACGAGUGAUCCGAAUGACCCUCGAAACAGUGCCUUUCUAUGUCGCACCAAAAAGAAAAAUACCCCCAAAAACGUAAACUACUUUUCGCUCGAUCAUCCGGCACUACGUUUUAUCGACAAAGAUAACCCGCUCCAGCCCGCGCCAAGGACUGCUACCAAAAAAAUUGAAUACCAAGAAGUGGAAAACGUCGUCAUCGAACACGCUGCUUUCAGUCACGGCAAUAUAUCCAUCAAGCAAUGGUUCCAGGCUAGACAUCCGUUGAGACCUUCGUCCUCCACGUAUUCCCACAAAUUACGCAGAGGUAAAAAGGAGCUUCUGGUUAUAACGGUAUUGCGAGGGGUCGAGAUACCCGUGAGGGAAGAAUCAGCGCUGGUACAACCUCUUCUGGAAAUCGAAUGGGGCGACACGGUUCAAGUUACCACACCAGCCGACGGGCCUGUUCCGAUAUGGCACCAGACGUUCCAUUUCGAAGUGCCGGAGCAGAGCGAGGACCAGAGUGUAAAACUUCGUCUUUUUGACCAGCACCCCGUGUGGGGACUGCAGUGGCUGGGCGAGGCCUCUAUCCCCAUGGAAAACCAUCGGGAUUAUCAGGAAUUGGAACGCUGGGUUGGUCUGUCACCCCUCAGUAGCCCGGUGCUCAGUCUCGGUUACGUUCAACCGAGUCCGGGACUCUCCUACACCAGAUUUUAUAUUCUUAUGAAAAUGGAGCAGCCUGGAAAUCCGAGACCUCGCAACAACGGAUCGGUCGAUGCACUUUCCAGAGCUAUACAGAGGUGCGCCAUGGUGCCCUAUAAACUAGAGAGAAUUGAUAAUCCCCUCGAUGCCAGCAGGCUUACGAUGCUCCUGCCCUCGUUGCCCCUCCGUUACGGCCCUUUGACCCCGAAACAAGCAUUGUCUCUCAACAAAGUUGAUCAUUACGGACGAGCGGCUCUCCUCGCCUCUCUGCUCCGAGGCUUGGACAUGCAGUCCGCCGUGAUCCUAGGUUCGUCGCAAACGAGAAAACGUGCCGCUUACGUUCUGACGAUAGACGAGAAUAUGGGAACGGUGAUUUGGAAUCCGGAAAACGGGGAGCAUUACAGUCCGGGAGAUAAUCGCUGUUCGAUCGUCAAAGUUUUCCGUCUGAUAAGCCACCAAAAUAUUUGGGAAAACACGCAACAGAAUGUAUCCCCGGGGAUUUUGAAGUACGAGGUAAAGUCUUCGAAGGAUUGGAGACCGAUCGGACGAGGUAACGAAGCGAACGAUUCUCGACCUGCUCAGAUUCUCGAAUUAAAUAACGCGCUGAACGACGAACCACCCGUAGACUUGGCCGAUGAUACGGAGCAAUAUUUGAAAAGUAAGUUGAGCGAAUGGCGUAGUUCGGAAUCAGCGACGACGGUAUGGAACAGACACGCGAUCGCAAUACUUCGAGGAUUCUUAUCGAAACUGAAAGAUUUUGGUAAAGGUCAACCGGACAAAAAAGAAAUCAAACAAUUAUGCAGAGCGUAUUAUACACACGGUUUUAUUCUGAAUCUCCGACAUUCGAGUAACGGAGAACUCGCAGAACAGAUACUUUCGACUAAAAUACACAAGACCUCUGGACCCGUUGAAUUUGCGUUGGCUUGUCACGUUCAAAGAUACGUCGGUAACGCCCAUUCUCUCUGGUUAGCUGUACUAGUUUUAAGAACUCGAGACUGACAGCGAGUAACCCUUUUACAAAGAGCACCUCUGCUGGCCCGUUCGCCUAGAAAACUGACAAUUCGACGUCACAAUUUACACUCGGUUGUGUACACUUCUUCGUUGGAUAGAAAAAAAAAAAACUCAUGAAUAUUUCAAUGUGCUAUUUGCGAUAUGUGCGAUGUAUUAUAAAUUCCUGCUAGCCUAGCGAUUAUUGUCGCAAUGUUUUCGAUUUGUACAAUGGCAACACAUUCGGUGGACGCUCGCCCUACACAAAAAAAAGUAAACAGAACAAGAUAAAUAACGAGACCAAGAAAACAGAUAGUGUGCGGUUCAAUGAAAAAACCCUUGCAGAUGUCUGAAAAUGCGUUUCAUAAAAGCAUUUUUCGGCAAUGCCGUUUUUAUAACAAGACUGGUAAUAAUAUUGUUACAAUAAUCUUCAUAACGAUCAACACAAUAAUAAUAACAUUUUAUUGCCUACACUACAGUAUUAUCGGGCAAAUGAAUCGAACAACGAAUUGAUAAAUAAAUAACUCAAUCAAUCGAUACCUUGCAUUCCGGUACUGCAGAUGUUGAAAAAAUGUAUUCAUAAAAUGAACAUUCAUAAAAAAGAAAUGACAAAACGAGUCUAUGAUAUACUAUAGUUAAUUACUAUAGCCUAUUGCUAAUCGUCCGCAGCAUUGAUUACAAUAUCGAAUUACGAUAAUCAUAUCAAAGCACGCUGACUAUUGACUCGCCGAAAUAUUGCAUUUCAAAAUUCGAAUGAAAAAAAGAGUAAACUGAAGGAAAUCAAUAUUCUACGAAAUCAUUCAUUGAGUUUACCGUUUUGAGCUUGAAGCGGUUUUUUCAUAUAAUUAUGUUUCUAUUAAUUGUAUAAUAAUUGGCGCACAGUAUUACGAAGAGGUUCACAGUUUACGGAAUCUUAUUUAAUCGUCAUUAUUAUGUGUAUUAAUAUAUUUACAAAUCAUGGAAUCAUGUUUUUCAUUUUCAUCUUUUUCCAAAGUCAUGCAGCAUACUUAUGGCAAAUUGAAUAUAAAACGAAAUUUCUAAUCUCGAAUACGACAUGUUCGUUAUUAAUAUCUAAAAAUUAGAAUUGACCAAAUGAUUAUUCGAAAUAUUUUCGAUUUUCUUGUUAUUCAUGAUGGAGCGUCGCGACAAUCCUAAAGGAUCAAAGACAUUUAA
Molecule: messenger RNA, 3541 nt
Organism: Athalia rosae (coleseed sawfly)
Lineage: Eukaryota; Metazoa; Arthropoda; Insecta; Hymenoptera; Athaliidae
Exons: 3
Coding region: 8-2380 (790 amino acids)
Biological process (GO): non-motile cilium assembly; protein localization to ciliary transition zone
Cellular component (GO): ciliary transition zone
Source: RefSeq, a predicted model, not a curated record